UCGCACAAGAUGGCGGUGGGGCGGCGGGAGAGCGCGCUCCCCUCUUAGAUGCGACCGCGGCGGCCCCUGCUCCCGGCGCCCGCCGGGGCUUACAUGGCGCUGGAAGAACUGCUUUGUCUCUGGUUCUCCACUCUCAGCGUCCUGGCCGUGCAAGGGAGGCUGUUGGAAGGGGAUUCUCUGGAGCUGAGCUGUAGUGCUGGUCCCGCAAAGGUGAUACUGGAGCAAAAUCAAGUCGUGGUUUUGGACUGUAACCUGGCCCCUGUUGAGCAGGUGAUCAAUAUCACAUGGAAGAAGAAUGGGUUUCCAUUAGUGGAGCAGGAACAUCUCCGCGUGCUUCCGAAUGGAUCGCUCUUCAUCUCAUCCCAGGUCGUGGCAAAGGACAGUAAAUAUCCUGAGAGAGCUGGUGCUGAGGGUAAUUACUCCUGCGUGGCUCACAGCUCCCUGGGGGCUGUCACCAGUCAAACGGCUACAGUCAGACUUUCAACACUGUCACGCUUUUUCCAGCAGCCAGAGUCCCAGACAGUGGAAGAAAAUGGCAUGGCCAGGUUUGAGUGUGGGAUUGAAGGACUGCCCUCCCCUGUCAUCACGUGGGAGAAGGACCACGAAGCCGUUCCAGCAGAACCCAGGUUUAUAACUCUUCCAAAUGGUGUGCUCCAAAUCGUGGAUGUGCAGGAGAGUGAUGCUGGUUCUUACCACUGCGUGGCAACCAACGCUGCCCGAAAACGCUACAGCAAUGGCGCAGUCCUCAGGGUCCUGAAAGGUUCCCAGUCAGCAGGAGGAGAUGUCACCAUCGUCGCUGCUCCGGAGAACACCACGGUGGUGGCUGGGGAGAGCGUGGUGAUGGAGUGCAUGGCGGCUGCUGAUCCCACCCCCUUCGUCUCCUGGAUACGGCAGGAUGGAAAGCCUGUUUCCACAGAUGUGAUAGUGCUGGGCCGGACAAAUCUCCUCAUUCCUUCCAGCCAGCCCCAUCACUCAGGGGUGUACGUGUGCCGUGCUAACAAACCCCAGACCAGGCAGUUCGUUACAGCCGCGGCUGAGCUCCGCGUCCUCGCCACCCCCAGCAUCUCCCAGGCUCCCGAAACCAUCUCUCGCACGCGUGCCAGCACGGCUCGCUUCGUGUGCAGGGCCGAGGGCGAGCCAGCCCCUGCCAUCCACUGGCUGAAGAACGGCCAGACCAUCCUCUCCAACGGCAGGGUGAAGGUGCAGAGCAGCGGCAGCCUCGUCAUCAACCAGAUCGGCCUGGAGGAUGCCGGCUACUAUCAGUGCGUGGCCGAGAACAGCCUGGGCACGGCCUGUGCCACCGCCAAGCUCUCGGUCAUCGUGCGGGAGGGGUUGCCCAGCGCUCCCAAGAAGGUGUCGGCUGUCUCUCUCUCCAGCACCACGGUCCUGGUGUCCUGGGAGAGGCCAGAGCACAACAGCGAGCAGAUCAUCGGCUUCUCCCUGCAUUACCAGCGGGCUGUGGGAACAGAUAACGUGGAAUAUCAGUUUGCUGUCAAUAAUGAUACCACUGAGCUGCAAGUCAAGGACCUAGAACCCAAUACCAACUACGUCUUCUACGUGGUCGCAUACUCUCAGCUCGGAGCCAGCCGGACGUCAUCGUCCAUCGUUGUUCAGACCCUGGAGGAUGUUCCUAGUGCUGCUCCUCAGCUGUCCCUGUCCAGCAUGACUCCGGGUGACAUCCGUGUGACGUGGCUGCCGCCGCCUCUGCAGCUCAGCAACGGCAAGAUAACCAAGUACAAGAUCGACUACUGCACCCUCAAGGAAGCAGAUCAGAUCACGUCCAUUGAAGUGGGUGGAAAUGAGACCCAAAUCACUCUCUACUCGCUCCAUCCCAACAAAGUGUACAAAGUGCGCAUCGCGGCCAGCACCAGCGUGGGCUACGGGGCGCCUUCCGAGUGGACCCUGCACCGGACUCCCGACAGAGACAACCAGACACAUGUUCCAUUUGCCCCGACGGAGUUAAAAGUCCGAGCAAAGAUGGAAUCUCUGCUGCUGACGUGGCAGCCCCCAGCCAACCAUGCCCAGAUCUCUGGCUACAAGCUCUACUACCGAGAGGUGGGCCCAGAGGAGUCCAGUGAUGAGAGCCCUUUGGAUAGUGCUGAAGAUGAGAGCUGGGAUGUAGGACCCAUAAAACUGAAGAAGAAAGUGAAGCAGUACGAGCUGACUCGACUAGCUCCUGGGAGACUCUAUGAGGUGAAGCUGGUGGCGUUCAAUAAGCACGAAGACGGUUAUGCAGCCGUUUGGAAGGGCAAGACAGAAAAGGCACCUGCCACAGCAGCAGAUCCCCCUGUGCAGAAGGGUCCUCCACUGCCUCCAGUCCAAGUGUACGCAGAGUCCAACAGCUCGACUUCCAUAUGGCUCAGGUGGAAGAAACCUGACUUCACAACAGUCAAAAUUGUCAACUACACAGUGCGCUUCAGCCCCUGGGGCCUGAAAAACGCCUCCCUGGUUACGUACUACACGAGCUCGGGUGAAGACAUUCUCAUUAGUGGGCUGAAGCCCUACACCAGGUAUGAGUUUGCUGUGCAGUCCAAUGGCGUUGGCAUCGACGGGCCCUUUGGCAGCGUGGUGGAGCGCUUCACCCUUCCUGACCGUCCCUCCACUCCCCCCUCAGACCUGCGGCUGCACCCACUCAACCCCUACGCGGUGCAGGUGCACUGGUGCCCGCCGGCCGAGCCCAACGGCAUCAUCGUGGAGUAUCUCAUCCUCUACAACGCCAACAACACGCAGCCUGAUGACAUGUGGACCUUGUUGACACGAGAAGGAAAUAUCUUCAGCACUGAGGUACAUGGCCUGGAAAGUGAUACCAGAUACUUCUUCAAGAUGGGAGCAAAGACAGUGGUGGGAUCUGGUCCCUACUCAAAUGUGAAGGAUGUGCACACCCUCCGGGAGAAGCUCUCUGAUGUUCUGGAUAUCCACUCUGUCACAGGAAUCAUUGUGGGAGUCUGCCUGGGGCUGCUCUGCAUUCUCUUCUGCAUGUGUGCCAGCUUCAGGAACAGCAAGCAGAGGGAGGCCCUGCCAGGCCUGGAUUCCCAGGCAGCUGGUAACCACACUUACUACCACCGGAGCAGGCAGGGGGUGGCAGCUCCCAGUGCCGCCUCGGACUCACAUGAGCUGGAGUCUCUCAUGUCCCCACUGCCAGAAGAUGCACCCGUGGCCCUGGGGGAGAUCACAGAGCUGACAGAAGUGCACAGCCUCAUCCACACCAGCCUCCCUGAGGACAUUGUCCAUGGGAAGAGGAAGUCUUCAUGGAAUAAAUUGGGCAGCCAGCCCUGGACAAACAGCAUAGCCAGGUAUGGAGAGGGGAUGCCGCGAGAGCCCCUCUCUGCAGUGAAUGGAUCGCUGAAGCUCCCUCCCGGCGCGGGGCAGAAGCUUCUGCUACAAGCUCUGGUUUAUGAUGCCGUGCUGAGUGAAGCCAAGAGAAGCCACCCACCAGCGAACCUCCACCAAGUGGAAGCAGAGGUCAUUGUCCAUUCUGACUUUUCAGCCUCUGACAGAGACUACGACUCCCAGCUGCACACUCUGGAGACUGAAGAGACAGAAACUGAAGCCCAGGAGGCUGAAGAUGAUGAGCUGCCCCUUCCUGCCUCUCCCAGCACCCAGCAGGACACUAAGCAAGUGGUGCUGGACUGCAUGGGCAGUGCUGAGGCUCAGGCCCAGGAGGAGCCGUUAUGUACCGACAGAAAGACCAGCACCACAGAGGCCCUUUGCGUCCCUGGGCUCACCAACGGCUUCCACGGGCACAGGGAGAGGCUGGAUUCGGAGGAGAGCGGAGGUUUGGGCUCCAUCCAGGAAGGCAGAGGGGACCUGCAGCCACUCAAGUGCCAGGCCCUCUGCCCAGCCCCAGAGGAGACCCCCCUCUGUAGCAACUCCGGUUUCACCAGUCCAUCCUCAGCGUGUGGGAGCAUGGCCUGUGUCCCCAGUCAUUAAGGAGUGAACUGAUCCGCUUUUGGUCAUGAGAGAGCUGGAAGUGCUAGUGAGGGCCUGUCCCUGCCAGGUGCUGCACGCCCUCAGCUGCCUGAGCCCAGCGGAGCAGGGGACAGGAGCCAGCCCUGUCAGCUGUACAUAUUGCCUUCAGCAGCUCCCACAGUAGAUGGGGAAGGGCCCAUCUUCUUCCUCAUGAAGCCGACGAGCAACUGGGUGUUGGUGGGAGCGAGUCUGAGCCAUCUGCUGCAGACCACGGCUGCAAUGGAGCCUUCUGCGUGAGGCUGGGGCUGUCACUCCUGCAGCCCUCAGGGCAAGUGAUGCUGGGGAGAGACAGGGCGCCCAAGGCUCUCCCUCCCCAGGGAGCCUCGGCACCGCCUCCUGCCUCCCCCCGGGCGCUGGGACCAGUUCCCUCGGAGGAGUCCGGCCAGGAGGUGGGAGCCAACACAAACACAUGCAGUGAGCUGUAACCACCAGCCUUUUCUGCCCUCCCGUGGUCGGAAGGAUUCUAAGGCUCUCUUUGUACGCUGCCACAGUAACUAUUACUAGCAGGCUGGGGUAGUGGCCUUUUAUUACACACUCUACGAGUGCCUCUAACAACUUGUACUAUAUAGAACCUUCUUCAGCGGCCGGGUGAUUUCACCAGCCUGGGCUUUGUUUUAUGUAGGUUCUUGUACCUAAUAUUUUAGGUACACAUCUGUCCUUUUAAAUGUACAACAUGUAUUUUUAUUUCCUUGGAACAUCUUUAUAUUAUUUAAUUUUAUAAUGUGGAGUAGUGUGUGGCAUAGAGUAGCAUUUUUACUACUUCUCUCUCUCUUUUUUCCUCCCUAACAACGCAACUACCUCAUGUCUGUUGGAGAAAAAAACACAAAGCAGUAGAUCUACUCUUUUGUUGUAGCCCAUUAUAGGUUUUAACUUAUUCUUAUACUGCCUUUUUCUAAAGAAUAUGUUUGCACUGGUUGUUGACUCUUUUUUUUCUUACUGCCUAGUGCUGUAGAUCUGAUGUCUCUCUUGCUCUAAGUGUUGCUGUAGGACACCUUCCCCACAGCUGGAGAGCUGGGUUGUGUUUCUCUGUAGGAUUGCUGCUUCAGCUGGUGAGGUGUGGAUCCAGCUUUUCCUUAAUGAGCUUAUGUGAGCAAAGAAGGAGGGUGGGGGGAAGAACAACAACAACUGCAAAAUGAAGUCAUGAUCUUGGGGGGGAAAAAGAGCCAACAAUGGCAAAAGAAACUUGUGCUCUUGGGGACAUCUUGUUUCUUCUUCUUGUGCCCAAGGGGAGAUAUCUCAGCUGAUUUUCAUUUCCAGAGAGCAGCUUUUCAGCCUUCUCAAGGCUUUGGAUCAACAAGUGAAAUCCUCCAGUCACUUCUGAGAGUCCUGGCCAAAGUGCUUUUGGGUUUGGUUUAUUUAACAGCAGAGCAACACCACAGCUUAAAAGUGAAAAUCAAAUCUGUGCUUUCACACCAGUCAGCCUGGUGUGAAAAUCAUCCAGACUUUUCCUUGCUGACACUGCUUACUGCUGACACGUCUCCCAGCCCGGCCUCUGCUCCCAGGUGAACUUGACCUUUUCUUUAGCCCAGCUCUGCCCUGUUCCAGCCUUGCAGAGUUGGACUGCCAACACCACAGAUUGGACCAGCUCCUCGGGGUAACAGGGACUGGUAAUUCUGUUCACUGGGGGGUUGGUAAAUGUUCUGCCUUCCUGCAGGAUUCAGAGAGCUGGAUGCUUGUUUGUUUAAAAACUGGAGGCAAAGAUGCCCAUGUCCCUCUUCUUACCGAAAAGCUGUGUGGGGAGCUAUGUGCUGACUUGAGAUCCUGUAAAAAUACUUCAGGCUUUGGUUUUUGUGGUGAAAUCUAGACCAAGAUUUCGCUGCAAGCAGUGAGAGGUGAGAACCUUGCUUCACCAGCACCUUAUUCCUGCUUUUGUUGUGAAGUGCCACGGCAGAGCAUGCCCUGCAUUUGGGGCUGAGCUGGACCAGCCCAUGGCCUUUGCAGUCCUUCAUCAAACCCUUUUAGCUCCAGCUCUUCACUAGAGGAGAACCUCCAGGCCUCCAUGUACCCUGUUGGGAAGGACAAUGGUGCUUUGGCCUCUCCCCAUCCUCCAGCAUCUCCUUCCAGCAUGUUCUGGUAAAUGGAUUGUGUUUCCAGUUGUUGCACUUACUCCAGCUGCUGCUUGGGACCUUGAGGAGUCUCAGAAAUGUUGUUCUGUGCUCUGAAGCAGCGUGACUCUGAAAGGCUGAGGCACAGAGACUGGAAAUCGGUGCCAAUGAGCAGGCCAGGCAGGAGUUGGGGGGUGUGUGCUGCCAGAGCAAGAAGCAAGGAAGGCUCAUAACCAGGCAGCAGAAGUGUGUAAAUAACCUCCAGAACUCACUGCCACAGGACUCUGAAACUAGUGACUUUGCAGGGUUACAGAUAAGGCAGUGAAGUGUUAUUGCAGGCAAUAAGGGCAAUUCAGAGUUGUCUGGGAGCGGAUGCAAUUGCAGAGGUAUAAACUCUCCAGCUGGGGAGUCCCAGGCACCGGCUGCAGAGUGGGGACACCCCUGCAGACAGACCUCACUUGGCAGUUAGUGACAUGGGACAGUUCUUGCCCUUUCCCAGGGACAGAACAGACACGUGGCCACUGUUGAUGUCCAGAAAGGGAGGACCCUUCUCCAAGGAGCUCGCUCCAGAGGAUCUCCUGGUGAUUUCCUCUCACCUCCAAGCCCGAGUCAUCCGCCUGCAAGCAUGACAGUACGCCGAGGGAUUGCUUGUGCCAGAGGAGCUCAGCCAGCAGCAGUGUGACCAGAGCACUGGAGUUCUCCUGGCUGACACUAUGCCUGGGGCAUGCCAUGUACCAGCCCUGAGCUUUCCAUCCAGGGGCCUGUGGGGAUGGAGGCUUAGGCCAGUGGCUGAUCUGGUAGCACGUCACAGUUUCUGGGGCCCUUGUCCACGCACCCUCUGCUCUGUGCAGACUGACUUUAGCAGUCGUCUGUCCAUGGGGUGAGCAUUGCUGAUCUGCCUAAAAGCCAUCCCAGCCUGUCACUAAAGCCAAGACAAGCAGGCACUAUUCCCCUGGAUCACAAAACCCCCAGUUCUGUGCUCUGAGGGCUUUGGGGGAGAUGGAGCAGAGCGUGCACAAUUCUGCUCACGCCUCACGGAAACACUUUGUCUCCUUACGCUGAGGCUCAUUCUGAUCUCAUUACACCCAACCAAAUCAUACCAGAGUGUGAAAGCAGCAGUGUUUGCACAUCCAAGCCCCUGAGAGGCUGUGGGCUGGAGUGCCAGACCUCAGCUGCAGAAAUGAAGGCAGUUUCUUCUGCCAGGAGGCUGCUGCUGAUAGACAGCAGCCAAGCCCAGCUCUGUCCACGCAGAGUGACGAGUGUCCUGGGCUUCACCCCAGGGCCCUCCCGUCCUGGACACAUCUGGGACCUUUCCAGUCUCAGCUAGAAAUGAACAGAAGAAGACAGGUAACACACAUUUUAUGUGUAAAGCUGAAACAACCAGUGCAUAUAUUUUUUUACCAUGAAAUAAGUAGCUUUCUUGCAGAUUUCUCACAGACACACAAACUGUUGAUACCUUUAACUACCCGCCGUACUUUACCAUGUCCCCACGCAUCAGCCUCCUCCCUUCCCUUCCCUUCUCUUCCUUUCAGUAACACUAAAGAUUAUUGCUGUUCAACUUUUUUGCUGGUGUAUAUUGUUUGACAUUGUUAAGAUGUCAGGCUUGUCUCCCUGGCAUCAUUUUGUAGUAUUAAUGUUACCGUGUGGCUACACAACUGUAUAUUCCCUGUGCUGCUGCGAGAGUCGCAGUCCUCACCCUUCUGCUUCUUUCAGUUCCUCGCCACAUGACUCGGAUAAAAAUCUCUUUUGACCUUUUGAUUUGCUUUCUUAACAGGCAGCAAAGUUCUGGUUUAAAUGGUUCAGAUGGGAUAACUUACAGUCUGUGUUUUGAGGAUCUGUUACAGCCCCGAGAGCAGCUGGGGCAGAAAGCAACCGUUUGGAGUAGAGCACUGUACGUGGGUUUUGAUCUCAUUAGAAAGAGAUGCUUUGAAGGGAUCAUCGUGUCUUCUCUAAUCAAUACUUUUGUUAGAAAAGAGGUGUUUAGCCCAGGAGAAACCUACCAUCUAGUUCUGUUCCUUUAUUCCCUUGCUUGUGUUUUAAAUGCCAUUUCAUUUUCUACACAGUGCAUAAGGAUGUGUAAACCAGAGCCAGAUCUCCUUUGAAGAUUGUGUCUGUGUUUGGUUCCAUGCGGUACUUAACUAUACCUUACUUUCUUCAGAGACUGUUCUUGCUCCACAAAUACUCUUUAGUGUUCAAGUGUAAGAAGACAUUGUCCUUAUAUUCCUCAACUA
Molecule: messenger RNA, 8245 nt
Organism: Colius striatus (speckled mousebird)
Lineage: Eukaryota; Metazoa; Chordata; Aves; Coliiformes; Coliidae
Gene: IGDCC4
Product: immunoglobulin superfamily DCC subclass member 4
Exons: 20
Coding region: 49-3930 (1293 amino acids)
Biological process (GO): axon guidance; cell-cell adhesion
Cellular component (GO): plasma membrane; axon
Molecular function (GO): protein binding
Source: RefSeq, a predicted model, not a curated record